This is a messenger RNA of Porites lobata, 582 nucleotides long. The record is from the annotation of a GenBank genome assembly. Lineage: Eukaryota; Metazoa; Cnidaria; Anthozoa; Scleractinia; Poritidae.
AUGGCUCUCUUUGCGCCUCUUCCUUAUGUUGUUGCAGGACACGACUUUUUCUUCCACUCUGGAAAAGUCUUUUGCACAUAUGAUGUGGAAUCGUUGCAUGAAGGCUACGGAGCUUACUUGGUUCUCAUUUAUAUAGCUAUUCCCUUAAUCAUCAUUACAAUCUGUUAUACAAGAGUUUUCAUCGCGGUCCGCCAACAUAAUCUUGUAGUUUUUCGGCAAAGAAUUCGUCCUUUAAACCGACAAUUAAACUUUGGUCCCGAUAAUCCGAGACUGUCUGUCGAGGAGGUUAAAGUGACGAACAUCCUACUAGUUGUGGUGGUAGGUUUUUUAAGCUGCUGGACUCCCGUUCUAGUCAUUGAUUUGAUAGAUUUUAUAAACGGAGAUUGGAAGCUCAAGCGACAAGUCUACGUAAGCUACACCUGUUUUGGCUUCGCUAGUUCAGCUCUCAAUCCCAUCAUAUACGGAAUCAUGAAUCGCACGUUUCGUACGGAAUAUUUCAAGAUUUUUUCGUCCGUAAAGAGGUUCGUUCUCGGGUCAAACACAAAUGUUCAGAUUGCUCCUGCAGUGAUCGUGAUUGCUUGA